Messenger RNA from Morchella sextelata, 270 nucleotides. RefSeq lists its product as uncharacterized. Bases 1 to 270 code for a protein of 89 amino acids. The transcript has a single exon. The record is from RefSeq and is a predicted model, not a curated record. NCBI's taxonomy places the organism in Eukaryota, Fungi, Ascomycota, Pezizomycetes, Pezizales, Morchellaceae.
AUGUCAUGGCCUAUUAUAAUAUACAGGCAGGAAACAGUGGCAUUGAUCCGACCCAGCUCGAGGGCGGGCAACAGCAGUUUCCAGAGUAAGUAUGUGCUGCCAGAACUUAUCUAUUUGCUGCAGGCAGGCUCGCGCAAACCUCACUCUCCUCAUCAUCCACCAGAAUUGCACAUCACCGUUUCUCCGCCUCCUCCUAACCCUGCACCAUGGGGAUUCGGAAUUGACAAAGACCCCGUCAUGGGGUUUCCGGAAUUCGCGAUUAUGCUGUAG